CUCCCAUUAUUCAAAGGUCUGUUUGUUUUCCAAUUUUAAACGCGCGCUCGAGAACUCUUCGCAGUUCGAUUCAAAUUUACAAGGAGCAACCUACUUUCCACCAGAUAGUGAAAGCGACCACCGGAACACUUGCCAAACGCCGGGAACAUGUCGGGCUUCCAGAUCCCCGGCCUGGGGCUCGCGAAACCUAACGAGACCUUGCCGCCUCUGCCACCCGAUGUGCCUCCAGCGGCGGCCAGCUUCGAGGGCAUCGACACUGGUAACGGAGCCCAGGACCAGAAGCAAGGGGAGAAGCAAGAGCAGACACAGCAACAGAACGAGGACACAACAAUGGGAGAGAACACCAUGGAAACCCAGCCCGCCGCCGUGACGACUGAAGCCCAGCCUGCCGCUGCGCCAGAACAGGCCCAGCCCAGCGAUCCCGAGGCCAUGAAUGUCGACGAGGCCAACGAGCAGCCCUCCCUGAUGGACGCCCUCGAAGCCAUGAUCGGUGGACUUGACCCUACGCCCCCCGUACAAGCUCCCGUAGCGGCACAAGAAACCCCCGUAGCGGCGGCCCAAGACACUUCGGCGCCCCAGCCAGCCGAGGGCGCCAAUGCCGCUGUCGUCGCCGCCGUCGCAGAACAAACCGCCGCAGAACAGCCCCUCACCGCCGAAGGCGAACACCCCGAGUGGGAGAUCGACUCCUCGCCAUACGAGUCCUCGUCCGAAUCGAGCAGCGACGACUCCUCGUCCGACGAGGAAUCCGAGGCCGGCGGCUACCAGCUGCUCGGCGUGGAGGAGACAGCGCGCAUGUUGAUGGAGAUGGAGGGCGGCUCGGACGACGAGGGCGGCAACGAGGGCGGCAAGGCCGGCACGUCAGGCCACCUCCGGACCAAGAACGAGAUGGUCGUCGAGACCGUCCCCAAGCCCGACGUCACGCUCGCGGCGGACGACAAGAUCGAGGCGCUCGGCCUCGUCGACCAGAUCGUCGACAACAUCAUGGUCAUCAAGGCCUUUACGCCGGGCGAGUACCAGGUCCUCGACACGGGGUCCGUGCUCUGCACCGAGGACCGCAAGGUGUUCGGCGUCGUCUGGGAAACGAUCGGCAAGGUGCUGCAGCCCAUGUACACCGUCAUGCUCUCGACCGCCGACGAGAUCAGGGAGGCCGGCCUGGCCGUCGGGGCCAAGGUGUACUACCCGCCCGCGCACGCAAAGUUCGUCUUCACGCAGCCGCUCAAGAACCUCAAGGGCUCCGACGCGAGUAACAUCCAUGACGAGGAGGUGGCCGAGGACGAGAUGGAGUUCUCGGACGACGAGAAGGAGGCGGAGCACAAGAAGCAGGUCAAGCAGAAGAAGAAGGAGGCAAGGUUCGGCAAGGGCGGCAGCGCCGCCGCCGAGGGGCGGGGACGCGGCGGUCGGGAACCGCACCCGCUGCGCAACGAGGUCAGCGCGCCACCCGUGGAAGGCGGCCUCAACUACGACGACGAGGACGACGGCCCGUACAAGCCUCUCGCGCGGCCCCCCGGUUUCGGGCAGGUUCCGCCGACACAUCAGACCUUCACCACGGAACCCGAGCCGGGCAGGUUCGGCGGCCGUAGGGGCGGCCGAGGUGACUUCAGGGGACGCGGCGACAGAGGCAGAGGAGGUCGCGGCCGCGGACGGGGCGGUCACGGAGGGAGAGGAGGGGGGGACCAUAGGGACGGAUACUCGGCGCCUCCGCACCAAAGGCAUCAUUCGUCGCAACAGGAGGGCGGCGGCCUACAGCACCCUCAAGGACAAUGGGGUGGCAACGGCGGCUACCAAGCUCCUCCUCCUCCUCCCCCACCGCAGCAGACCGUGCCAGCACCGGCGGCGCCUGCGUUCAACUUCCCUUUCCCCGGCUUGCCGGUGCAGCCGGGUCAGCAGGGCUUUCCCGCUGUCCCGCCACCGCCGCCUGGAUGGCCGGCGCAGGGCGGACAGACGGCGCAGAACCCGCAGGGCGGCGGGUAUAUCAACCCGGCCUUCUUCGCGGCGUUGCUGGGUCAGAUGCAGCAGAAUCAGGGGCAACAAGGUGGACAGCAGCAGCAGCAGCAAGGACAACAACCGCCUCAGCAACCUCCUCAGCCACCGCAUCAGUGGGGUGCUCAGCCGCCUCCGCGGUAAACUGGCGGAAGGGGAAAAGCUUGGAAGAAAAUGUGCGGUGGCGAGAGGGCCUCCGUCGAGAACUAGAACGGUGGGUCUCGACGUGUUUAGGUGCGCUCUUCAGUAUCCUGACGCGGCCGACGACGCAAGUUGGAUCAGGCACUGCAGUGCCCUGAAGGAUUGGACACACUUGUGCUUUGCCCGCGACGAGCGCGGACGUCCCGCGCAAAUGAGGCCUCGAUGCCAGGGGCGCGAACCGUGCUGGGUGGCUUGACUUAGCAGCCCAUGUUUGCUGCGCCAGCCCCAGGUCCAGACCUGAAAAUAAAAAAGUCGAAUUGUGAAUCGCCAAAACAGCCACGUUGGAUUAAUAACGGACGACGAUGUCUCUAAAACGCACCUAGAACGGAAGAGACGGCCUAGCCUACAGAGUAGAUAAAAGAGUGGAUAAAAGUUGAUGUAUUCAAGGCCGUGC
Molecule: messenger RNA, 2575 nt
Organism: Colletotrichum navitas
Lineage: Eukaryota; Fungi; Ascomycota; Sordariomycetes; Glomerellales; Glomerellaceae
Product: Gar1/Naf1 RNA binding region-domain-containing protein
Exons: 1
Coding region: 148-2124 (658 amino acids)
Biological process (GO): box H/ACA snoRNP assembly; pseudouridine synthesis; ribosome biogenesis
Cellular component (GO): sno(s)RNA-containing ribonucleoprotein complex
Molecular function (GO): RNA binding
Source: RefSeq, a predicted model, not a curated record